AUGCAUUCACGUCGCAGUCGACAGUUAAAAAACCGCACACAGAGAUGGGUGACGAUCCAGGACCUUGUCCCAUCUCUACCUGCAGCCCCAUUGACGUCGCCCCUAUUUACCGUCUUUCCCCCCGAGAUCCGCAAUCGCAUUUAUACCCUUGCUCUGGAGUCUGAGGAUGUACUCUCAGACGACAAUCCUCACUCUGUAUAUCAGCAAAAUGAAUUCUACUACCGGCCUGGGUACAAGCAGCCUAAGCGCAUCCAAACCGCCCUCCUUCAGACAUGCCAGCAAAUCUAUGGCGAGGCAUCCCUCCUCCCACCAGCAAUCAAUGAGCAUACUUUCUGGUUCUAUCGGUCUCCGCCGCAUGUCAAUGACGCCUCAUCGCCGCUCAAUUAUUUUCGCAAAAUGACUCCGAAACAACGGGCUCAGGUCCAGCAUAUACACCUUUUCACCCAGCAGUAUUUCCUAGAGGACAAUAAUUGGUCCCAGAUAUGGGAUGGGCUAACGAUAGGCAACGAUGGGCCAAGUUUGCCAGGGGAGUGCAGGAUCGCGCCGAAGAAGAUCACCAUUACGCUUCGCCACACGGACUGGUGGUUCUGGGAGAACAAUGACCCCUUGGGCAUCGACCCGUUCCGGCCGGGGAGAACCCGUGCAGCCGAGAUGGGGGAGGCUGUUUCCCCAGAAAACGCAGCGCGGUCAUGGGGGAAUCGAUUCAGCUCUAUCCCCUGUCUUGAGGAACUGGUGAUCGAGUUCGAGACGAUCAUGCGGAAGAGAGACCAGUUAGAUGCCAUCAUACAACAAGCUUUCGAGUGGAAGUUUCCCGUGCAGGCAGAUAAGGGCUUGUAUCUGGUUGCUGACUUCAGGUCAAAGAGCGCAUAUACUUGGGCUGGGGCGAAAGAGGCGGAGCUGAAAAGACAAAGACGUGUAGGGCAAUUCAACAUUGAGGCUGAGUCAGAAUCCCAAUCUGGUCAGGAACAGGAGCCUGUUCUUGCGGCCCCGGCUUUGGUGCCAUUUGAUCCUCAAUCCAACUUGGGCAGAACUAGCGAUAUUAGUCUUGGAGAUCACCCCCUGUUACCUGACACAAAUGCGGAGGAGUUUUAUGUUAUUUUCUUGACUUGGAAGAAACAGCGAGUCCAGGAGUAG
Penicillium concentricum is the source of this 1134-nucleotide messenger RNA. RefSeq lists its product as uncharacterized. Lineage: Eukaryota; Fungi; Ascomycota; Eurotiomycetes; Eurotiales; Aspergillaceae. The transcript has a single exon. The record is from RefSeq and is a predicted model, not a curated record. Bases 1 to 1134 code for a protein of 377 amino acids.